GAUGCUGACACGUGUGUCCUGGUCCCCAGCACCCUUCCGUGUGCCUAGUGAGUCGUCCCUCCUCCUGUGGCAGGACAUCGAGGGACCCUUCUCACACAGACCCACUGGGGUCCUCGGUGAAUUUUGUCAUGGUUAUUUAAGGAACCUCGCCUAGAAGUCCCAACACGCAUUUCCCCAUCGACGGGAAGGCUUGGACUCCAAGAUGAUUAUAAAGGAAUAUCGGAUUCCUCUGCCCAUGACCGUGGAGGAGUACCGCAUCGCCCAGCUGUACAUGAUACAGAAGAAGAGCCGGAACGAGACAUAUGGCGAGGGCAGCGGCGUGGAGAUCUUGGAGAACCGGCCAUACACAGACGGCCCUGGCGGCUCUGGGCAGUACACACACAAGGUGUACCACGUGGGCAUGCACAUCCCCAGCUGGUUCCGCUCCAUCCUGCCCAAGGCAGCCCUGAGGGUGGUUGAGGAGUCUUGGAACGCCUACCCCUACACCCGAACCAGGUUCACUUGCCCCUUUGUGGAGAAAUUCUCCAUUGACAUCGAAACCUUUUAUAAAACGGAUGCUGGAGAAAACCCGAACGUGUUCAGCUUGUCUCCUGUGGAGAAGAACCAGCUGACAGUCGACUUCAUCGACAUUGUCAAGGACCCCGUGCCCCCCAACGAGUAUAAGACAGAAGAGGACCCCAAGCUCUUCCGCUCGAUCAAGACACAGCGGGGGCCCCUGCCUGACAACUGGAUUGAGGAGUACAAACAGCAGGUUUUCCCCAUCAUGUGUGCCUACAAGCUCUGCAAGGUGGAGUUUCGCUACUGGGGCAUGCAGUCCAAAAUCGAGAGGUUCAUCCACGACACCGGCCUGCGGAAGGUGAUGGUGAGGGCCCACCGGCAGGCCUGGUGCUGGCAGGAUGAGUGGUACGGGCUGAACAUGGAGAACAUCCGGGAGCUGGAGAAGGAGGCGCAGCUCAUGCUGUCCCGCAAGAUGGCCCAGUUCAACGAAGAUGACGAGGAGGCUGCAGAGCUGGCCAAGGACGAAGCCAGCCAGGCCCAGGUCCCCGGGGAGGCCCCCCAGCCCAGCAGCAGUGGCGGGGAGCCCUUGGCAGGCCGGGGCCUCAAGAAACAGUGGUCCACGUCCUCCAAGUCCUCGCGGUCUUCCACGCGGGGGGCCAGCCCUUCCCGCCACAGCAUCUCCGAGUGGAGGAUGCAGAGUAUCGCCCGGGACUCAGACGAGAGCUCAGACGAAGAGUAUUUUGACGCUCAUGAGGACCUGUCCGACUCAGAGGAAAUAUUCCCCAAGGACAUCACCAAGUGGAACUCCAAUGACCUCAUGGACAAAAUUGAAAGCCCUGAGCCGGAGGAUACACAGGACAGUCUCUAUCGCCAGAGCGCCCCUGAAUUCAGAGUGGCCUCCAGUGUGGAGCAGCUGAACAUCAUCGAGGACGAGGUCAACCCACCCCUGGCCGCGCCGGCCUCCAAGAUCCACGUGCUGCUGCUGGUGCUGCACGGAGGCACCAUCCUGGACACGGGCGCUGGGGACCCCAGCUCCAAGCAGGGUGACACCAACACCAUCGCCACCGUGUUCGACACUGUCAUGCGCGUGCACUACCCCAGCGCCCUGGGCCGCCUUGCCAUCCGCCUGGUGCCCUGCCCACCCAUCUGCUCUGAUGCCUUUGCCCUAGUCUCCAACCUUAGCCCUUACAGCCACGAUGAAGGCUGUCUGUCCAGCAGCCAGGACCACAUCCCCCUGGCUGCCCUGCCCCUGCUGGCCACGUCCUCACCCCAGUACCAGGAGGCGAUCGCCACGGUGAUUCAGCGGGCCAACCUUGCCUAUGGGGACUUCAUCAAGUCCCAGGAGGGCAUGACCUUCAACGGGCAGGUCUGCCUGAUCGGGGACUGCGUCGGGGGCAUCCUGGCGUUCGAUGCCUUAUGCCAGAGCAGCCAGCCAGUGUCUGAGAGCCAGAGCAGCAGCCGCCGGGGCAGCGUGGCCAGCGUGCAGGACACUGACCUGCUGUCCCCCGGCACCCUGGUCAAUGUGGCACAUGGCGGCAGUGGCAGUGGUGGCCUGGAGAGCAGUCGGCACCUGAGCCGCAGCAACAUUGAUAUCCCCCGAAGCAAUGGUGUCGAAGACCCCAAAAGGCAGUUGCCCCGAAAGAGGAGUGACUCAUCCACCUACGAGCUGGAUACCAUCCAGCAGCACCAGGCCUUCCUGUCCAGCCUCCAUGCCAGCGUGCUGAGGAAUGAGCCCAGCUCCCGCCGCUCGAGCAGCUCCACCAUGCUGGAUGGCACAGGGGCUGUGGGGAAGUUCGACUUUGAGAUCGCAGACCUUUUCCUCUUCGGGUGCCCGCUGGGGCUCGUCCUGGCCUUGAGGAAGACUGUCAUCCCUGCCCUGGAUGUUUUCCAGCUGCGGCCGGCCUGCCAGCAAGUCUACAACCUCUUCCACCCCGCGGACCCUUCCGCCUCCCGCCUGGAGCCGCUGCUGGAGCGGAGAUUCCACGCCCUGCCGCCGUUCAGCAUCCCCCGCUACCAGCGCUACCCGCUGGGGGACGGCUGCUCCGCGCUGCUGGCGGACGCACUCCAGACCCACAGCACAGUCUUUCAAGAGCACGCGGCCCCCUCCUCGCCCGGUGCAGCCCCCACCAGCCGAGGCUUCCGCCGAGCCAGUGAGAUCAGCAUUGCCAGCCAGGUGUCGGGCAUGGCCGAGAGCUACACAGCGUCCGGCAUCGCCCAGAAGGCCCCGGCGUCACUCAGCCAUACCCCCAGCGUCAGGCGCCUGUCUCUGCUCGCCCUGCCCCCCCCGCCCCCCACUACCCCGGGCCCCCACCCGCAGGCUGGGCAGGCGAGCCCCAGCCUGGAGCGGGCCCCCCGCCUCCCUGACUUGGACACCAGAGAAGUUGCAGCAAGGUGGUGGGGCCAGAAGCGGAUCGACUAUGCCUUGUACUGCCCCGACGCUCUGACGGCCUUCCCCACCGUGGCCCUGCCGCACCUCUUCCACGCCAGCUACUGGGAGUCAACGGAUGUGGUCUCCUUCCUGCUGAGACAGGUCAUGAGGCAUGACAACUCGAGCAUCUUGGAGCUGGACGGCAAGGAGGUUUCGGUGUUCACCCCCUCAAAGCCAAGAGAGAAGUGGCAGCGCAAGAGGACUCAUGUGAAGCUUCGGAACGUGACCGCCAACCACCGGAUCAAUGAUGCAGUCGCCAACGAGGAUGGCCCGCAAGUUCUGACGGGCCGGUUCAUGUAUGGGCCCCUGGACAUGGUCACUCUGACUGGGGAGAAGGUGGACGUGCACAUCAUGAUGCAGCCGCCCUCGGGCGAGUGGCUGUACCUGGACACGCUGGUGACCAACAGCAGCGGGCGGGUCUCCUACACCAUCCCCGAGACCCACCGCCUGGGUGUGGGCGUCUACCCCAUCAAGAUGGUGGUCAGGGGAGACCACACGUUUGCGGAUAGCUACAUCACCGUGCUGCCUAAGGGCACGGAGUUUGUGGUCUUCAGUAUCGACGGCUCCUUUGCUGCCAGUGUGUCCAUCAUGGGCAGCGACCCCAAAGUGCGGGCCGGGGCCGUGGACGUGGUGCGGCACUGGCAGGACCUGGGCUACCUCAUCAUCUAUGUGACGGGCCGGCCUGACAUGCAGAAGCAGCGGGUGGUGGCGUGGCUGGCCCAGCACAACUUCCCCCACGGUGUGGUGUCCUUCUGUGACGGCCUGGUGCACGACCCGCUGCGGCACAAGGCCAACUUCCUGAAGCUGCUCAUCUCCGAGCUGCACCUGCGCGUGCACGCGGCCUACGGCUCCACCAAGGACGUGGCGGUCUACAGCUCCAUCAGCCUGUCCCCCAUGCAGAUCUACAUCGUGGGCCGGCCCACCAAGAAGCUGCAGCAGCAGUGCCAGUUCAUCACGGACGGCUACGCAGCUCACCUGGCCCAGCUCAAGUACAACCACCGGGCGCGGCCGGCCCGCAAUGCAGCCACCCGCAUGGCGCUGCGAAAAGGCAGCUUUGGCCUGCCGGGCCAGGGCGACUUCCUGCGCUCCCGGAACCACCUGCUCCGCACCAUCUCGGCCCAGCCCAGCGGGCCCGGCCACCGGCACGAUCGGACGCAGAGCCAGGCGGACGGCGAGCAGCGGGGACAGCGCAGCAUGAGCGUAGCGGCGGGCUGCUGGGGCCGCACCAUGACCGGCCGGCCUGAGCCUGGGGCAGCCGCGGGCCCCAAGUAGGACACCGUGAGUGAGGCGCUGUGGUCUCCAUGGUGCUAGGCCAGGGCGGCCAGCCCUGCCAGGAGGCCUGGCCUGGGCACACAAUGUCGGCUGGAGACAAGCUUGUCCCAGGACCUGGCGGAGGACAUAGGCCGUGCCACACAGCCCUCCCAGCCCUGCCUCGUGUCCUAGGGUCUGAGGGGUUCCAGCUUGCAGGAAGACCUGUCCCAGGAUGACAGAGGGACCAGGACUCCCCACGCGGACUGGCCAGGAAGGCACUCCUAGACAUUUGCCCUGCAUUGACCUCCCAGCGUCCCGACGCCAGGCCUGGACCCGGGCCCAGCCCGCCACCUCCCAUCCACUAGCUCACCCUGACCCCCAGGUCCCCCCCCCCCACUUGGUAGCAGUUCCAACGGGGGACAGCCUGCUUCUUGUUAACUCGAGUUACUCAACUGUUCAACCUCACUGGUUUUGCACUGAUUUUUGAGAGUGGAGAUCCAUUACCAUCUCCUGUGGCUACGGACAUGCAUGAAAAGCCAACAUUCGCUGAUCUGGGACCUCUUGCCACACAGAAGGCUCCAGGGCGGCAAAUCCUUGUGCAAGCAGGAGAGAAAGGCCAUAUCUUAAUUUCUGCAGCUCCGCCUGGCCCGCCAGUGCUGUGGCAGCCCCGGACCCCUGCCUACCUGUCCACUCGCCCCACCUGGAACCCAGUCCAGCGGCGAGGCUGGGGAGGCCCAGAGCCGUCUCCCGAGAAGCCACGCCUCGGGCUCCUGGGCCUGGCCGGGCCGGCCUCCUCUGCCACCCCUCGCCUGCCGUCAGUCAAGGCCACGUGCCUGGGCUCUCCCGUUUCUACACCUUUCUACUUCUCCAAUCUGAUUUCUAUGAGGUUUUUUUAAAUGAGCAAUCCUUGGCUGCUUCCUUUUCUUAACUCUUUCAGUACCAAGCGCAGCCCCUCCACGUGAAAACACCCAGCACUGUGACGGAGUCCAGCCUGGUUCUGGGUCCCGGGGCCCUGCCCCCCCCACCCCGCCCAUGCAGUGGGGCGUGGGGUCCCCGCCUCACCAGACCCCCAUUAAUUCCACUGAAUUUCUACUCUGGGGUGAGUGGGGUGCACACUUAAGUAAGUUUUUUUAAUGCCAAUUCCGUUUUGAUGCCGAAUCUAAGAAGCCACAACUUGCUUCGUUAGCUUAAGGGCAGGCAGCCAGGACGCCAUUCCCCUCUCGGUAAGGACCGCGCUGUCCUGCACGCUGGGUCCGAGCAUCAGCCCUCCCUCCCCAGAAAUGACCAUGAUCUCAGCUGUGGCGCUCGGCUCCGGGCGGCCCUUCUGCUGCUUCUCCUCCUCCUACGUAAGGCGGGGGAGCCUGCCUGGCCAGGCUCCGACUCUGAGAAGCUGCUGCCAACCUGGAUACGGCCUCAGGGCCAUGGGCUGGGGCGGGGAGGCACACCGAUUGAUGUUAACAUUCUCCCGUGUGUAGAUAUGUACAGCCAAAGGGUCGUGUAAAUGUUCCACGAAAGUGGGUCUAUACAGAGUGAGAGCUAUUUAUUUUGUGCAGAGAAAAAUUUCUGGAGGGAUAGGACCUUCAGGGUUUGUUCAUAUUUAAGAUGUAGCUUUUUGUUUUUGUUUCAGGCGUUAUGUAUAAAGCAACGAUUAUUUUAUGGACCAAGUUUUAAUGUAAGUGUUGCAAUGGAAGUGCAAUACCUGACCCCCCCCUCUGCUCCCCGCAGGGGGGGGAAACCGCUUGGCCUGACAAUCACAGCCCGGCGGGGGGCCCCCCGUGGCCAGUGCCUCCUCCUCUGUCGGUCCCACCUCACCCCAUCUUGCCUACCGCCUGGGUGACCAGCCAUCCGGAGAAGCGCCUGGAAGAGUCUCGGGCCCGCCUGCAAUAAAGGCUGGGCGGCCUCCUGGCCCGGGGAGGCCGUGUGGGCAGUGGGUCUGGCCGCUCCCAGCGGGCAGCUCCCCCAAGCUCUGCACUCCCCGCCCACCUGCCCAGCUGCCAGCCAUGCCAAGGACAACAGCAAUAGUCCCCUGGGCCUCUCCCAGCGGCCCUUAGCCAUAGAUGGUGAGAUGGGCAGCCCACCCUCCCCGUUGACGUCUCUCUUCUAUAUCCAGGUCUGCUUCCUGCCUCCCUAAAGAUUCCUUUUGGCACAUUCUCUUCUUAAGGAAGCACCAGUUUUUCAGAAACUAAGAGGGAGGGCAGAGUCCUUUAAAAAUACCAAAAAUGUUUACAGCGUUGGGUGCUGAGCUGCAGGGCUCAGGCCUGACCAGUCGUAACCAAAGGGUGAGGCAGGCCUUGCUGACUGCCACCCCCACCCCAGGCCUGUUAGAGUAGAAGCCUUAGUCCCACUCCCAACCCCAACCCCAAGACUGAGCCUCAGCCCACCACCCCAGAUCCAACCACCUGCCUUCUCUUUGAUUUCUAAAGAGGGAUUCAGCAGAGCCCCACCCCCAACUUUCCCAGCUCGCUCUGAGCUGCCCACCCACCUGCCCUGUUGCAGUCUUCGAGUCUGGGCCCCUCCUGUCUCUCUGUCUGGGCCAUGUGUGAGCAGUGUCCUGACUCGCCCAUCCGCCCUUGCUACCCCUGCACCUUCGGGCCUGAGUGUGCUCUGUAUACAGUGUCAUUGUCUGUUACACCAAUUAAAGAAGCAGGAAG
Molecule: messenger RNA, 6828 nt
Organism: Odobenus rosmarus divergens (Pacific walrus)
Lineage: Eukaryota; Metazoa; Chordata; Mammalia; Carnivora; Odobenidae
Gene: PITPNM2
Product: phosphatidylinositol transfer protein, membrane-associated 2
Exons: 25
Coding region: 203-4198 (1331 amino acids)
Biological process (GO): phospholipid transport
Cellular component (GO): cytoplasm
Molecular function (GO): metal ion binding; phosphatidylinositol binding; phosphatidylinositol transfer activity
Source: RefSeq, a predicted model, not a curated record